Messenger RNA from Amyelois transitella, 2550 nucleotides. It is a transcript of the gene Best2, whose product is annotated as bestrophin-4. Gene Ontology annotation, molecular function: chloride channel activity. NCBI's taxonomy places the organism in Eukaryota, Metazoa, Arthropoda, Insecta, Lepidoptera, Pyralidae. The record is from RefSeq and is a predicted model, not a curated record. The transcript is spliced from 10 exons. The coding region runs from base 351 to 2378 and encodes 675 amino acids.
ACGGCGGCACGCAUGAGCAAACAUCGAGCAAGCAACCUGAGCCGCGGCCUGCCGACCCAUCAUUCAUCAGUCACAGUGGCCGCUGCUCCGUGCACGGUGCUCUCGCGCGCCCCUCAUAACACAACAAUUCGGGGAAGGCAGUGCAUAACACAUCAUCAGAAUGUGACUAAAUAAGUGUACUCUUUUAAUCAUAACUUCCCUUCGCCUUCCUUAGUAACUAACGCCAACAAACUUUUUAUUACUUUCUAAAACGUAUUUAAUUUUCCGCGUGUGUCUCGCUACAAGCUCCAACAAAACGUGUGUGUGUAUAAAUAAAUAUUAAUUUUAUAGUGUAUUAAGUUGUUCCCGACAUGACUAUAUCGUACGCUGGUGAGGUUCCAAACGGCAGCAGUUUCGGUUGUUUCUGGAGGAUCCUUUGCAAAUGGAGAGGCAGUGUCUACAAGUUGGUGUGGCGAGAGUUGCUAGCAUACCUCACACUGUACUACACAAUCAACCUGUUGUAUCGGUUCGCGCUAACAGAAGAGCAGCAAAGGAUAUUCGAAAAAGUGCGUCAGUACUUCGGGGCACAAAGCGAGUCGAUCCCCAUGUCUUUCGUGCUGGGUUUCUACGUGAGCUUGGUGGUGAAGCGGUGGUGGGAGCAAUACAAGCUGCUGCCCUGGCCAGACACGCUGGCGCUCUUCAUCUCAGCCGGGAUCCCUGGAGCGGUCAGUAAAGAUGAAACAGGUAGACUGAUGAGAAGGAACAUAGUGAGGUACGCGAUCCUGGCCUACGUCAUCACCUUACAGAGGGUAUCCCUCAGGGUGAAGAGACGGUUCCCGACGUGGCAGCACGUGGUCGACUCAGGCCUGAUGCUUGAAAGUGAAAAGAAAGUGUUCGAAAAGAUGGACGGCAAGAGUCCUAUGUCAAAAUACUGGAUGCCUCUGGUGUGGGCCACGAACAUCAUCAACAGAGCAAGGAAGGAGGGCCUCAUAACGAGUGACCACAUAGUGCAGACCCUACUUGUGGAGUUGUCAGACAUCAGGAGAAGGCUUGGAGCCCUGAUUGGGUACGACACAGUAUGCGUACCCCUUGUGUACACUCAGGUGGUGACCCUGGCUCUGUACACAUACUUCGUGGCCGCUCUGAUGGGGCGCCAGUUGGUGCCGGCUGCUCCAGGAAGUACCUCCAAAUACGAGCCAGACGUAUAUUUUCCAUUGUUCACAGCGCUCCAGUUUUGUUUUUACGUGGGCUGGUUGAAAGUGGCCGAAGUGUUGAUCAACCCUUUUGGGGAGGACGAUGACGACAUUGAGUUGAACUGGCUCAUAGACAGGCAUAUAAAGGCGGCCUACAUGAUAGUAGACGAGAUGCAUGAAGAGCACCCUGAGCUGCUGAAAGACCAAUACUGGGAGGAAGUGGUACCCAAAGACCUUCCAUACACAGUCGCUUCUGAGCAUUACAGGAGGCAUGAGCCCCCUUGUUCAGCAGAUCAUUACAAAGUCAAGGCCGAGGACGCAGUGUACGCGAAUGUCCAAGCGCCGAGGAAGAGCCAUGAUGAAACUUACGCAGAUUAUGAAAGUGUAGAUACGCCUUUAGUAGAACGGCGAAAGAACUGGUUUCAGAGACAGAUAUCAAGAAUGGGUUCGGUCCGGUCUGCUUCGACUGCGUACUCGUCUGGUGGCUUUUUUGGACGCAAUCGCCACAAUUCUGUGGUAUAUUCCAGUCCCGAAGCUGGUCAGCCACCAAUACAGCAAACCCCACACCACAAGAUGUCUCUUUAUGAGAGAUUGGUGGGCCGAAAGUCUGGCAGAGGGCAGCAUCGGCAAAAUUCUAGGCAUGGUACACAAAAAAGUAACGGUUCAGCGGUACCCAUAACACUUCGAAACCGCCCUCGGAUACCCACGCCGGACGUGACCAAAGAGGUGAUCGACCGCGAGAGCAGACUAGCCAUGGGCAUGCAAAACAUGGGUGUCAUAAUGGCUCAUCAGGGCUACCAGAACGAGGUGCCUGUGCUGGGGGCUUUAGUGCUCUCUCCCAUACAAGAGUUAGAUAGUGGUUCUGUGAAUAACACGUUGCAUGCUGGUCAGCCAGGAACCACGGCGUUGGCACAGGCCGUGCUAUCUCCGUCGGGACUAGCACCGAUGUUGACAUCCGCGCCAGUCGUUUCUCCUGUAACGUUGUCGCCGAUGGGCGUGACGCAACUCUCUCUGGUGGGGUCUGCUCCGUCCACCCCUCGCGCUGAUCGACCUGCCAACGGUGGGUCCCCUGCCCCCCCUCGUGCCACUGUGACAGAACUACCCACCUCCGACCGCGACAGCGAACACAGCGCCGCCAGUGCAGGAACACCACCCGAAUUCAACAGAAAACCAAAUGGAUCCAAACGAGGAGAAGUCUAUGUAUAGUCGAAUAUUACAGAUACGUGUGGUGCUUAACUAAUUGUGAUUGUUGAAUUUUGACUGACAUCGGUUUAAAUAAAGGAAAGCUCAUUAUUGUUAGUCCAUUAACUUUGAAUAAUUUAAUGAAUUUAUGCAACAAGCAGGGAUUGAUUUGUAAAGCUUUCUAUAAAAAAAAAUG